This is a messenger RNA of Saccharomyces cerevisiae S288C, 1038 nucleotides long. RefSeq names its product ssDNA endodeoxyribonuclease SAE2 (gene SAE2). The transcript has a single exon. The record is from RefSeq and is marked reviewed. Bases 1 to 1038 code for a protein of 345 amino acids. NCBI's taxonomy places the organism in Eukaryota, Fungi, Ascomycota, Saccharomycetes, Saccharomycetales, Saccharomycetaceae. Gene Ontology annotation, biological process: DNA repair. Gene Ontology annotation, cellular component: nucleus; cytoplasm.
AUGGUGACUGGUGAAGAAAAUGUGUAUCUAAAGUCAAGCUUAUCCAUUCUCAAGGAGCUCAGUCUCGAUGAACUACUAAAUGUGCAGUAUGACGUGACUACCUUAAUCGCGAAACGUGUUCAAGCACUGCAAAAUCGGAAUAAAUGUGUUCUCGAAGAACCUAACAGUAAACUGGCUGAAAUUCUAUGUCACGAAAAAAAUGCUCCUCAACAAUCCUCUCAGACGUCUGCGGGGCCAGGUGAGCAAGAUUCUGAAGAUUUCAUCCUUACUCAGUUUGAUGAGGACAUAAAGAAAGAAUCAGCAGAGGUUCACUAUCGUAAUGAAAAUAAACACACUGUGCAGUUACCGCUGGUUACUAUGCCACCUAAUAGGCAUAAACGGAAAAUUUCGGAGUUUAGUUCGCCUUUAAAUGGCCUCAACAACUUAAGCGAUUUGGAAGAUUGCUCUGAUACUGUAAUCCACGAAAAAGAUAAUGAUAAAGAGAACAAAACAAGAAAACUAUUGGGAAUAGAGCUCGAGAACCCUGAAUCUACAUCGCCAAAUUUAUACAAAAAUGUUAAGGAUAAUUUCCUGUUUGACUUCAAUACGAACCCUUUAACAAAGCGAGCCUGGAUUCUCGAAGACUUUAGACCAAAUGAAGAUAUCGCCCCGGUUAAGAGAGGAAGAAGAAAAUUGGAGCGAUUUUAUGCCCAAGUUGGAAAGCCAGAGGAUUCUAAACACAGAUCAUUGUCAGUAGUUAUAGAAUCGCAAAAUUCGGACUACGAAUUUGCGUUUGAUAACUUGAGGAAUAGAUCAAAAUCCCCCCCAGGUUUUGGAAGACUGGAUUUUCCCUCCACUCAGGAAGGGAACGAGGACAAAAAGAAAUCCCAGGAAAUCAUCAGAAGAAAGACAAAAUAUAGGUUUUUAAUGGCAAGCAAUAACAAGAUCCCACCGUACGAGAGAGAAUAUGUAUUCAAAAGAGAACAAUUAAAUCAAAUUGUUGACGAUGGAUGUUUCUUCUGGAGUGAUAAAUUAUUGCAGAUAUAUGCUAGAUGUUAA